AUGAAAAGACAAAAGCCACCUCGCAAAAAUCCGCAUCCCGUUCGAUCACCAUCAAAAGAGGAUUUCUCUGAUUCUAGCAUCAAUUUCACAUGCCAAGUCUAUAAUAUAUAUAUGCAAAAUCCACGCCUACUCUUGGACUCUAAUACUGUUCAUAGUUAUUCAAGAUCAAAACAUGAAAAUUUAGUCAAGAGUUCGAUUGACAAGACUAAACCACCACUACAAUUACAAAAGCCUGUUUCACGAUUAUUACAUGAGAUUGAGUCUUUGGAAUACAAUCAAGGACUUCUCGACCAUAUCAAACGACCAAAGAUUAUUUGGAAGGGAAUGCCACAUGAUAUAAGGAAUGAAUCUUAUUUUGAGAUGUUACAUCAUGUCGAGGCUCAAGUCGUGUCAACUUUACGAAUGACACCAAUUCAAUAUCUGAAUACGAAACUAGCUAUUUUGUCAGUUGCAAGAGAAUUUGAAGAUCGAGGAUUGUCGUUUCGUAAGGUUGACGCGCAGCGUGCUGUCAGAAUUGAUGUCAAUAAAGCGUGCAAGUUAUGGGAGUUUUUUCAUGAUGUCGGAUGGUUUUGA
Ambispora leptoticha is the source of this 573-nucleotide messenger RNA. The record is from the annotation of a GenBank genome assembly. NCBI's taxonomy places the organism in Eukaryota, Fungi, Glomeromycota, Glomeromycetes, Archaeosporales, Ambisporaceae.